Molecule: messenger RNA, 1330 nt
Organism: Pongo pygmaeus (Bornean orangutan)
Lineage: Eukaryota; Metazoa; Chordata; Mammalia; Primates; Hominidae
Product: UDP-glucuronosyltransferase 1A3-like
Exons: 1
Coding region: 212-1330 (372 amino acids)
Molecular function (GO): UDP-glycosyltransferase activity
Source: RefSeq, a predicted model, not a curated record
GAUAGGCGUGAUGGGUCUUUCCCAGGGUGGGGCCCAUAAUGAAAGGCAAUUGUAGAUUAACGGGUAAUAAGUAACUGGAGGAGGGCACUUUGUCUUCCAAUUACAUUCUGAUUUGCUAGGUGGCUUAAUGACAAGGUAAUUAAGAUGAAGGAAACAAUUCUAGGAGGCACAGCGUGGGGUGAACAGUCAGCUGUCGGUGGCUUCUGCUGAGAUGGCCACAGGACUCCAGGUUCCCCUGCCGUCGCUGGCCACAGGACUGCUGCUCCUCCUCAGUGUCCAGUCCUGGGCUGAGAGUGGAAAGGUGCUGGUGGUGCCCACUGAUGGCAGCCACUGGCUCAGCAUGCGGGAGGUCGUGCGGGAGCUCUAUGCCAGAGGCCACCAGGCAGUGGUCCUCACCCCGGAGGUGAAUAUGCACAUCAAAGAAGAGAACUUUUUCACACUGACAACCUAUGCCAUUCCAUGGACCCAGGAGGAAUUUGAUCGCGUUGUGCUGGGCCACACUCAAUGGUUCUUUGAAACAGAACAUCUUCUGAAGAGAUAUUCUAGAAGUACGGCAAUUAUGAACAAUAUAUCUUUGGUCUAUCAUAGGUCUUGUGUGGAGCUACUGCAUAAUGAGGCCCUGAUCAGGGACCUGAAUGCUACUUCCUUUGAUGUAGUUUUAACAGACCCCAUUUACCUCUGCGGGGUGGUGCUGGCUAAGUACCUGUCGAUUCCUACUGUGUUUUUUUUGAGGAACAUUCCAUGUGACUUAGACUUUAAGGGCACACAGUGUCCAAAUCCUUACUCCUAUAUUCCUAAGUUACUAACGACCAAUUCAGACCACAUGACAUUCCUGCAAAGGGUCAAGAACAUGCUCUACCCUCUGGCCCUGUCCUACCUUUGCCAUGCUGUUUCUGCUCCUUAUGCAAGCCUUGCCUCUGAGCUUUUUCAGAGAGAGGUGUCAGUGGUGGAUCUUGUCAGCUAUGCAUCCGUCUGGCUGUUCCGAGGGGACUUUGUGAUGGACUACCCCAGGCCGAUCAUGCCCAACAUGGUCUUCAUUGGGGGCAUCAACUGUGCCAACAGGAAGCCACUAUCUCAGGUCUGUAUUGGUGCCUUCAUCCAAUCAAUGUUCCAGGCAAAACACUUUUUAAAAAAUGUAUUUACUUACAAGUGCUUCCAUAUCUACUUAUCUUUCCAAAAAUUGUAUUUUUGCUUCUUUGUAACAGAUAAACUGUUGAGGGGCCUAGUGUAUUUCAAGUUUUCAGUGGUCACUGAGAGGAAGAAGAGGCACGGACGAGGGUCUGUCAGAGGAUGGACAAGGACUGCUGUGACUCAUGGACACUGUUUGUAA